AUUUCUGUUAGUAACCCGUUUAUUGAAUGGGUAAGUUUGGAUUUAUAUGUUAGUCAUCCGUCAAUAAACGGAUAAACCCGAACCCGAACGCGAACCCUUUUAAUUUCCUAAGCCCGUCCGAUUUGCCCGCCCUACCCAAAUCGCUAAGUAUCAAUCCGCAGGGUACGGACGCCCAAGAGGACGGUGCUUCGUUGCUUCGCUCUCUCUCUCUCUCUCUCUCUCACAGACACGCAGAAUAUCUAACAGUUGCUCGAUAGCUCAAAUUUGAGCUGAGAGACAUAGUUGCUGACCCGCUACAAUGGCGGAACAGCAUCCGUUUAAUCGACCCAGAAGAGUUGGGAUGACUAUGGGUCUGCGUGAUGUCUUGAAAACUCAAGUCGAAUCUUAAUGGGUAUCUGCUCGUUUCCAAGAAUUUGUGCAGUUAAUUUGAUUUCGGCGAGUUUUUUGCUUUCGGGUUUGUUUCGAUAUCCAGUUGUUCUCCGGGAAAGGUGGUUAUAUAGGUUGCACCAUACUGCUUCUUCGGCAUUUUUAUUGGAUGAUCAUGGGUUUGAUUCUAGUUCAAGUGACGAAGAUGCUGUAGUUGAUGAAAAUAAUGUUCAGAGAAAUAGGUUGGAUGUAUGCAGGGAGCGCUCUUUGUGUCCCCUUGUUGUGAGGGUAUUUAAAUCUUUGAACUGGAAUAUUAUAUGGGAGAAGAGGUUCUCAAAAGUUGUGGAGAAAUACGGGUUUUCUCAUUCUAUAUAUGCAUUUAGGAUUAUUAUCCAUACAUUUGCAUGGAUGGGGAUGCGGAAUGAAGUAUAUGCUUUGCUUAGAGAUGUUAUUUGCUACUGUAAUGAAGUUAAGCUUGAUAUGUUUGAGUUGUUCCCUGCUUUAUUGGAUUCGCCUAAUUGCCCUGCAAGAUCAAGUGCCGUAUUUGAUUUACUGAUUAAGGUUUUUGCGGGGAAUUCAAUGCUUGAAAAUGCCGUUGAUGUGUUUAUGCAGGCUAAGAAAUUUAAGCUUCAGCCAAAUAUUUUAUCCUGUAAUUUUUUGCUCAAGUGUUUGGCAGAAGCAAAUAAAGCAGAAUUCCUCAAAUGUUUGUUUGAUGAAAUGAGGAACUCUGGACCGUUGCCCAAUGUUUAUACUUACACCAUUAUGAUAAACUUCUACUGUAAGGGACAUCAUGAACAGGCAGAAAUGGACAUUUUACAAGCUACUGAGAUUUUAGAAGAAAUGGAGAAGCGUGCGAAAUUCCCAACUGUUGUAACAUAUGGUACAUAUAUUUAUGGACUCUGUAGAGUUGGAUCUGUUGAGUUUGCUUUGGACUUUAUUAGGGAUCUGAGGUUUAAAAACCGGCCUGUCAAUUGUUAUUGUUAUAAUGCUGUUAUUUAUGGCUUCUGCCAAAAAGGUGAAUGUUAUAAUGCUUUGAGCAUUUUGGGAGAAAUGAAAAGCUGUGGAAUAUCCCCAGAUGUUUAUAGCUACGGCAUUUUGAUUGACGGGCUUUGCAAGAGUGGGGAUCUUGAGAAAGGUCUCAUCUUAAUGGAGGAAAUGAGUAGCAGUAAAAUAAAACCAUCCCUGGUAAGUUAUAGCUCACUCUUAAAUUGUUUUUGUAAACAUGGACUGAUGGAUAUUUCAAUAGAUAUGUUUCGUAAUCUUGGGAACUCCGAUUAUGAAUACAACCAUACUUCUUACGGCAUCUUAAUCAGAGGAUUUUGUAUGCAGGGUGAUAUGGAGUCAGCCCACAAACUUUUGGGGGAGAUGAUCAGCAAUAAUUUAGCUCCUAACACAUUUUAUUUUAACUGUAUCAUUCAUGGUUUUUGUAAGAUGGGUUUCUUGGACAGGGCAUUGGAAACUUUCAAUAUCAUGCUAGAAAGCGGUGUCAUGCCAAAUACCUUCUCAUGCAAUUUUAUUGUUGAUGGGUACUGUAGGAAAGGGCACAUGGAGGAAGCUCUAAAACUUAUGGAUGAAAUGUGGGAACGUGGCAUCAUUCCUAACUUCUAUACCUAUGAUGCAGUAAUUAAUAGACUGAGAAAUGAAAGAAAAGUAGAAAAAGCAUGGGAACUUUUUGCUUUGAUGCUCAAACGGAAUGUUUUUCCCUCUGUUGUCACUUAUAGCACUCUUAUAGAUGGUUUUGCAAAGCAGUCAAAUUUAACAAAGGCCUUGAUGUUGUAUACAAGGAUGCUUAAAAAUGGGAUCACCCCAAACACAGUCACAUAUACAAUUCUUGUGAACAUAUUUUGCUGCAAAAGCAAAUUGAGUGAAGCAUAUAAUUUAUUUAAGGAAAUGAUAGAAAAGGGUUUGACUCCAGAUAAGAUUUCUUACACAACAAUAAUAGCUGGGUUUUGUAGAAUUGGAGAUAUGAAGAAGGCCUGGACAUUGUUUAAUGAAAUGUUGCAGAGAGGCCAUGCGCCCAAUGUUUUUACCUAUACAUGCCUAGUUGAUGGAUAUUGCAAGUUGAAACGGAUGGAUAUUGCUGGUCUUUUAGUUGAGGAAAUGAGAAGAAAGGACGUCACUCCUGAUGUGGUGACAUAUACUGCUCUCAUUUCUGGGUACAGGAGACUUGGAAAUCUGGAUAGAGCACAUGAAUUAUUCAGUGAAAUGAAGGAGAAAGGCAUUUUACCAGAUUAUAUUACCUAUAAAGCCCUUCGAUUGGAUGUCAAUGAAAAGCCUAACUGAGGAAACAAUGUGGUAAAAAUCAGUUUGGAGGAUCAUUGCUGAACAGUGAUUUGAUGGGCAUCUCAUUUUGCUCACUUGUGCACCAAUUGGUGACAUAUUGCUUCCACAACUUGGUAAAUUUUAUGACUCAUAUAAUUGGAUAAGGUCCACUAAUCAUGAUACAUUUGGCGUUUGAGGUCAAUUGUACAUAGAGCUAUACUCAGGGACCAGGUCAAACAAAAUGGUUUGCCUUGGGCCUUGAGCAAAAAUGACUACACCCGGCACCCACAUUAAGUUGGGCAGCAAGCAACGUAGCCGCAGCCUGCAGGCAAUCGCCCCAAAUCGCAUAUCUAAGUAUCGACCCGCAGGCUAAGGACGCCCAAGAGAAUUGGAGAUAUGAAGAAGGCCUGGACGUUGUUUAAUGAAAUGUUGCAGAGAGGCCACGUGCCCAAUGUUUUUACUUAUACAUGCCUAGUUGAUGGAUAUUGCAAGUUGAAACGGAUGGAUUUUGCCGAUCUAUUAGUUGAGGAAAUGAGAAGAAAGGACGUCACUCCUGAUGUGGUGACAUAUACUGCUCUCAUUUCUGGGUACAGGAUACUUGGAAAUCUGGAUAGAGCACAUGAAUUAUUCAGUGAAAUGAAGGAGAAAGGCAUUUUACCAGAUUAUAUUACCUAUAAAGCCCUUCUAUUGGAUGUCAAUGAAAAGCCUAGCUGAGGAAACAAGGUGGUAAAAAUCAGUUUGGAGGAUCAUUACUGAACAGUGAUUUGAUGGGCAUCUCAUUUUGCUCAGUUGUGCACCAAUUAGUGACAUAUUGCUUCAACAACUUGGUAAAUUUUAUGAAUCAUAUAAUUGGAUAAUGUCCACUAAUCAUGAUACAUUUGCCGUUUGAGGUCAAUUGUACAUAGAGCUAUACUCAGUUUUUAUUGGGCUUGCAAAUAAGGAAGUGGACCUGAGUAGUUUAAAGAAACAGGAGGACCCAAACAAGAGGGCUGGGUCGUUUAGGAAACAGAGUGAGUAGGACUAAUAACACGUGGGUGUGCUGGGAGGACUGAUUUGGAAGACCAUUUGCAGCAGUAAGCACAUGAGGCGUGCUGAUCUUUCUCACUAGAUUCCAACAACGAUGUUCUGUGGUUCUGUAGAUCGGUGGAUGCCUGGAUGGGGCUUCCAAUGAAGCUGGAUACUAACUGAUGAAAACAGGAAGAUCAAGGCUCAAGAAUGGCAGUGACAGAAGAUUUAAAUGGCACAUGUAUGGGUGCUGACUGUGAGAUGCUGCUUGUUGGAUCGCCAGUUGCCGGAGAGAAACCACCUCCGAAUCCACCAUGGCUACCAUAGUCGGAACAGUUAAAGUGUGGUCUCUUCGUCUUCAUCUUCAAGUGCUUAUGCUAUCGUCAAUCUCCAUCUUCCUCUUCACCAAAGUCGGAAUCGUCAAUCUCCAUCUUCGAUCUGGAAUGGACUCUAACCAGUCCCGAAGCUGUUUGCAUCCUCGGAUCUGGGUAAUCAGCAUUCAACACUAGAUUUUUCUUUCCAAGCUUGACGCCAUUUGGGCCUUCAAAUCUGCCGCCGACAUGUUCGACGACUCCAAAUCCAUGAACUCCGGCGAGAUAGCCUUGCCGAACAAUCUAGCUUGCAGCCUUUCCCAGUGGGCGGCGACCUUCUCAUGCAAAAAACUAGAGAGAAGACCACAAGAUGCUAGCCGUCCCUGCGUCCCACAUCGGUUGGAAAUGGGAAGAAAACAAGUAUCCCAUCUUAUAUAUUUUAUUUGGAUCCUACUUUCACCCCGUCUCAUGUUUUCGGCUUUGCAAAUAAAGCCUUGGCCCAAUUGUUAUAUAAUGGGCUGUGGCCUGUUCAUGCAGCCCAACUUGGGCCCGCUCAAGUAAUGUUAUUGCUAUUUGGAUAGUUCAAAAUUCGGUAAAACCGAAAAUAACCUAACCGAACCGAACCAUAAAGUUCACGGUUUGGUUUGUUUAUAAACCGACGGUAUACAGUUUGGUUUCGGUUCAAUCAUUUUGAAAACCGAGGAGUUCGGUUCGGUUGGCGGUUUUGGAAAAAACCGAACCGAACCAAACCGUGUACACCCCUAGAACUGAUGAUGUCUUCAAUUAAGGAGUUGAAGUGAGGAAAUGAAUUAUGGGCAGUGGUGGUAGUUCAGAAUUAAGGAAAAUUUAAAUAAUAAUAAUAAUAAUAAUAAUAAAACCUUUGUGUCAUUUAUUGCGGCAAAAGAAGGAAUUUUAAUGGAAGAAGUAGCAAUUGUUGUUCUGUGGCAACUUGAUUUUCAACUGGUGAUGCUUCAUUCACCUUAAAAUAUGAACGAGAAGCAUGAAGCUAAUAACCAAGAGAGAAAUUGUUUGUGAAGGAUAGUGGCAUUGGAAGGGAGAGAACUUGGAUUGAAGGAUGCUCUGAUACCAUAUGAUGCAAAACAGUAACGAGGAAUUACUGCCAAGAGAGAAAUUCAAAUAGAAAUAGAGAGGUGAGGGGAAGAAGAAGAAGAAAAAGGGGGAGGGGGUGGAACUCACGUUAACUUCUUCAAAUUCACAAAAACUAAUUCUUACAUGCCUUUCACACCUUAUUUACAAGAAAUUCUAAAUUAUAAGAAUGUUACAAAUAAACCCCAAAACAUAGAAGAAAUUAAACCCUUGAAAGACAUCCAUUACAAAACCCACCCCCAAAGGCCUACAAUUUAUCUAAAUACAUUUGGCUUUAGGACCAAACAAUCCCUUGAUGCUAUUCUUUGACAUUUUUCUCCAAAUCGGGUUAGAGUAUGCAUCCAAUUAACUGCUUCCCUUCCUUCAUCACAAAUCCUUUCAGAAGAAGGAACAAGGAGGUCUGUUAAGAGAGGGGGGGUGGGGGAAGUACUGUGAUUCAGUUUCAUCUGGGUCCAAGGAAUAUAUUUCUCACAUUGCAAGUCUCUUAUAGUUGGUUUGGAAGGUCUGGAAGCAAUUGCCAUUUUUGAGGAUGGAAAACUUAAUCCUGCCAAUGAUCAGGUUGAAGAGCCUGGCCAGUCCUAAUUGAGAUGGUAUUUUACCCACUCCUGUCUCUACAAAAAUGAAGGCUAGUGAAGAGAGUAGCCAAUCUGAGAUUUUCCGUAAAUUAUGAUGGAAAGGGGUUGAAGAGAGAUUUUUUGGUUUAUUUUCUUUAGUUUUUCACUCUUCUAAUUUCUUUUCCAUUUUUUUGUUUUUGAAGACUUCUCAUCCUCUUUAACUUGUAUCUUCUUUCUUAAUACUUUUCAUUUGCUCUCUGUGUAUGCCCUUACUGCUGAAACUUCUGACAUUGUAAAUUGUUGGUAAGUCAAUUCCUAGAGAAGUGAUUAUUGAUGUAUGUCUGUGUGCGCCACCAAACUUUUAACAUUGUAUAUUGUCAGUAACAAGUACGUAAUUUUUCCCCAGUCAAUUCCCAGUGAAGUGAUUAUUGAUGAAACUGGUUUUCUUACUAGCAACAUUGAUGCAUGACUCUUUUCAAUUGAACUUUUGAUGACCAAAAAAUUUAGGCUACAUUUGGUUCAUGGGAUGUUUAAUCUUAGGAAUACAAUUGUCGUUGGAUAGAGAUUUGAUAGCUUACAAGAGAAAAGGUGUAAUCAUUAUAAAGCAAGUGACAAUGUAAAAUUUUUUGUCAAACCAUAACAUGGAAUAGACAGGAUUACUAUUCCCAAAUUUCACUAUGGAAGUGUGUAAUUCUAUCCUAUGUUAGAUGGAAUAACACCAAACUUAUGGCUUGUUUGGUUAGUGGAAUAGCUAUUCCUUGGAAUACAAUGGAAUAAGUUAACAUUUUGGAAUGUAGGUAAUAGCUAUUCCUUGUAUGUUCUUAAUUAUUUCAUUUCACCUGUAAUAAGAAAGUAAUAUACAUUCCCAAUAAUAUGGGAAAAAUUAUUCCUUAUCUAUUCCUUGUAAUGGAUUCAUAAAAAGUUUCACACUAUUAUUUACCUUACGGUACCAACACAAUUUUUUGUGUAACUAAUUGUAAAAACCUAUUAUAACUAAUUUAUUCCUAGGAAUAGACAUUCUAGGAACCAAAUGUAGGGCUAGUGAAUUUUUUGUAAGUUAUUAUAUCCCUAUACGUAUAUUCCAUUUUGUGAACCAUUAUGCUUUCUUUUAUCUGAUUACAUUCUUUGCUUUUCACCAUGUAUGCAUGCAAUGUUAUGAAAUUACUGUCACUGUGACCAGUCAGUGAAACAAUUACCAGAAAAUUAGUUCUUGCAUAUUGUUUCUUAGUAGAGCUACUGUUUUCUAUUUCCAAUUCCAGGUAUAAAGUUUGUCAAGUUGUGCUAGCAUUUCUUUUGUUGAAUGCAUGAAUUAUUAUAAGAUGCUUGUGAAGGGCCUAAUAGUGAGCAAAGCUCAAUGCCCAGAUGCAGAAUUGGUGCCCUGGCAGUAUGGUACCUACUGAUCUUUUUAAACACUUGUUUGGUGGUGAUGAAUUUGAACGUAUAAAGGAUGAAGACCAGCCUGGACAGUGCUCACCACUCUUCUUUGGCCUCUGUUAGUCUUGUAGGAUGAUGCAGAAAUAGCAUCCAUGAUGCCAGAAUUGAAGCUACGCAUUUUGCAGACAGGAACACCAGAAUUUCUCUACAUGAGGAUGAACAAAAGCAUAGUGAGCAUGAAAGAGUUAAUUAAUUCUUACCAGUGUCAAGGAAAUACUUCCAAUGCAAAACAUUGUCCAUCUUGUAAGACAGCUAUAACUCAAACGAGCAAAAGUUGUCUUGUAAAUGUAGGCAAUACUGGUGCUACCUAUUUAACCAGACUGUAAAUGAAUAUGGUCGUUUCAGCUUUGACUCAUUCCUUGAGGCUAAUAUUUUAUGCCCAGCUUCUGUUUGUAUGAAUGCCUUCCAAUCAUUUUGUUGUGAAUGUAGUUUGUAUUCAUUAAA
Malania oleifera is the source of this 7483-nucleotide messenger RNA. Its product is annotated as pentatricopeptide repeat-containing protein At1g63400-like. The transcript is spliced from 11 exons. Lineage: Eukaryota; Viridiplantae; Streptophyta; Magnoliopsida; Santalales; Ximeniaceae. Gene Ontology annotation, molecular function: protein binding. The coding region runs from base 388 to 2649 and encodes 753 amino acids. The record is from RefSeq and is a predicted model, not a curated record.